Solanum verrucosum is the source of this 1819-nucleotide messenger RNA. Its product is annotated as plant intracellular Ras-group-related LRR protein 4-like. The coding region runs from base 22 to 1731 and encodes 569 amino acids. The transcript is spliced from 3 exons. Lineage: Eukaryota; Viridiplantae; Streptophyta; Magnoliopsida; Solanales; Solanaceae. The record is from RefSeq and is a predicted model, not a curated record. Gene Ontology annotation, molecular function: protein binding.
UCCGACGAAAUUGGGGGUGAAAUGGGAUCCUCCGCAAUGUCUGUUGACGAGAUUGUGGAAGAGAUGAUGAGGCUUAACAAAUCUCUACCAAUAAGGCCAGGGAUAGAUGAAGUGGAAGCAGCAAAAGUUUUAAUUAUGAAUAUGGAGAAGGAGGAACAAAUGAAGUUAGAGACAAUUGCGCGGCAAAACAAAAGAAAAGAUGUACCAGAAGAGGUAUUCAAAAUAUUGCAAGAGAUGCAGAGGAAUUUAGUUUAUUUUCAGAGUAAAGAACAGAAGAGAGAGGCAUUAAAAUUGUUAGAUCUCGAAAAUGUUCAUUACCUGUUCGAUGAAUUGAUUCAAAGAGCUUCGAAAUGCUUGUCAUCUAAUCCUCAAGCUAAUAAUACUUCUUCAGCUUCUUCAAGGUAUUCCAGCAAUUUGUCUGUGGCGAAUUCAUCUUCCUUCAACGGUAGCAGUUUCAAUUCUCCGGCAACUACUACGACUAUGUCUUCGUCGAGCUUUUAUAGUGAGAAAGAGCCUGUUAAAGUGUCUGAACUUGUUACAAGAGACGACAGUUACUUGAAGAAGCCGACAACUGCGUUUCAAAUGGAUGGAAUCGGUGUUGGGCUUCGAUCUGGGAACGCUUCUUCUGCUCCCCAGAUUGUCGAUACCACUUUGAAGCGUAGUACUGGUCAAAAUGAUGAAAAAAUGAGCUUGAUAAAGCUUGCUAGUUUGAUAGAAGUUUCAGCCAAAAAAGGAACCAAGGAGCUAAUUCUUCGAAGAAAACUGUCAGACCAAUUAGAAUGGAUUCCAGAUUCACUUGGGAAGCUAUCAAAUUUGGUGACUUUGGAUUUGUCUGAGAAUCGAAUUGCUGUGCUGCCAACUACCAUCGGGGAUCUUUCAUCGUUGCAAAAACUAGAUUUGCAUGGAAAUAGAAUUGUUGAACUUCCUGAUUCAAUAGGAGAUUUGCUUAACUUGGUCUAUCUUGAUCUAAAUGGCAAUAACCUGAAGACGUUGCCUUUGACUUUAGCGAGGUUAACUCACCUUGAGGAAGUCGAUCUAAGCUCUAACAUGCUAUCUGUACUCCCCGAGGCAGUGGGAUCCCUUGUCAGUCUCAAAAAACUGAUCGUUGAGACUAAUGACCUAGAGGAACUUCCUCACACUAUUGGUCAAUGUACUUCGCUGAAAGAGCUCCGUGCUGACUAUAACCGUCUUAAAGCUCUUCCUGAAGCCUUGGGGCGAAUGGGUUCUUUGGAGAUUCUAUCCGUGCGGUACAAUAACAUCAGGCAAUUGCCUACAACUAUGGCAUCCUUAACAAGUUUGAAAGAGCUCAAUGUUAGUUUCAAUGAGCUUGAGUCAGUGCCUGAGAGCUUGUGCUUUGCCACUACACUCGUAAAACUGAACAUUAGCAACAACUUUGCGGACCUGCAAUCACUCCCUAGAUCCAUAGGAAACCUUGAGAUGCUUGAGGAGCUGGAUAUGAGUAACAACCAGAUACGAAUUCUACCAGAUUCAUUUAGGAUGCUUUCGCAUUUGCGUGUACUAAAGACAGAAGGAAAUCCACUUGAAGUGCCACCAGGAAACAUUAUCGAGAUGGGAGCACAGGCUGUUGUGCAGCAUAUGGCUGAUCUUGUUGAAAAGAGGGAUGCGAAGCCACAGCCAGUUAAGCAGAAGAAAUCAUGGGCUCAGAUAUGCUGCUUUUCAAGAUCCAACAAACGUAAGCGCAAUGGUAUAGACUAUGCCGUCCAAGCGUGACACACUUAAAAACUCUUGACCUUAUAUUUAUCUGGUAAGUUUGUUCUCUUUACUACCUCUGCUUCCAGCUAUUAGUCUGUUGGCGAAA